CGAUGGGGCCUAAAUGUUAGAUUUGCACCAUCGAGUCUAGGCAGCGAAAAGCUUAUAUGCUAGUGACCGGGAAAUUUUAUGUGUGUUAAUUAUCGAUUAGGAUAGUAGUUAUAUUGCUGGCAGUGGAGCCUGAGUGAUCGCUCAAUCUGCCCGAGAGCUGGCUGCGUUGUUGCUGGCUGCUACUAAACCAAUAAUAAUAAUUCAUGUUCCUUUUUGCAUUUAAACUUCAACGAAAAAGGAACAUGUCGCAGGGCAAGCAUCAGAAGAACACGUCCUUCUUGAAUCUUGAUCAUUCAGUUGGUGAUAGACGAUAUAAUUACGAUCACCGAAAAGUGGUAGCGUACGUGUUGAGUGUGAACCAUUUCGUCCUGGGAUCCCAACUGAAAAUUGGACAUGAGUCGGUGCGUAGAGCAAACACACACAAGUGCAAAAUCAAUUAGCAGGUACACUGAACAAAGUGCUUUAAAUCAAUAGCGAUCGCAUGCCGUUCGAUGUCCUCGCAUCACGGUGAUUUUCUUACCUACGUUUCGAACCACAUGUAUACAACGUAAUUCGGCGGUGAAAAUAGGUCACGUCGUUAGUCAAACGAGGCAUAUGCAUAACAAGUGACCUGAACCAACAACAGUGACCCUCGAAACUACUACUCUGAUCUCAGUGAUCACUGUAAACUUGAGGUUAAUUAGUUCUGCCCUGUGGAUGUGUUACCUAAGUUUUACUCUCUCCAUUUAUUUUAUAUCAUAAGUCGUUUUAAUUUUUUUUCCUAGUCAAACUUCUUGUUGUCUGAUUAAGUUUACAGAAAAAUUUAGUAGCAUUUUUAACACAAAACAAACAUAUUAUUAAAAUAUAUUCAAUACUAGAUUUAAUAAAACUAAUUUGAUAUUCAAAGUGUUGCUAUUUUUUCUAUAAAUUUAGUCAAAUAUAACAAAGUUUGAUUAGGAAAAAAACCAAAAUGACUUAUAAUAUAAAAUGAAGGAAGUACUCGUUACCCAACUAGCCGAGCAUUAGCAAAACAUAGCAAAUCUUAUCACACAAAGUUGCAACUAAGAGACCGAUAUAUACACACACAUAUUUCCCUCCUCAACUGCCGGUUUCACCCAAAGUCGUCCGUCCAUGCCUCCACAAAGGUGGCAUGAGAGGUCACGAAAGCUGAGAAGAAACUGAAAAAGGCCGGCAAAUUCAGUCAGUGAUCAGACAUGCGGGGAGGCAUGGCCAUCACGGCGGCGCUCGUCGUCGUCGCGGCGGCGGCGGAGAGCCGGUGGGCGGAGUUGGGAAGGGAGAUCACGUACGAUGGCCGGGCUCUGGUGGUGAGUGGCGCACGGAGGAUGUUCUUCUCCGGCGACAUGCACUACGCCAGGAGCACCCCUGAGAUGUGGCCAAAACUCAUAGCAAAAGCAAAGAACGGUGGCCUCGAUGUGAUACAAACCUAUGUCUUCUGGAACGUUCACGAGCCUAUCCAGGGUCAGUAUAACUUUGAGGGAAGAUAUGAUCUUGUAAAAUUCAUCAGAGAAAUUCAAGCUCAAGGGCUUUAUGUAAGCCUCAGGAUUGGUCCCUUCGUAGAAGCAGAAUGGAAGUACGGAGGGUUUCCAUUUUGGCUACAUGAUGUUCCCAGCAUUACCUUCCGAAGUGACAAUGAACCCUUUAAACAACACAUGCAAAAUUUUGUCACAAAGAUAGUAACCAUGAUGAAACAUGAAGGGCUUUAUUACCCACAAGGAGGCCCCAUCAUCAUUUCUCAGAUUGAGAAUGAAUACCAGAUGAUUGAGCCUGCAUUUGGCGCAAGUGGACCACGUUAUGUCCGUUGGGCAGCUGCAAUGGCUGUUGGUCUCCAAACAGGUGUUCCAUGGAUGAUGUGCAAGCAGAAUGAUGCUCCAGAUCCAGUUAUUAAUACCUGUAAUGGGCUCAUUUGCGGAGAAACAUUUGUUGGACCAAACUCACCUAACAAGCCUGCAUUGUGGACAGAAAAUUGGACAUCUCGCUACCCUAUAUAUGGUAAUGAUACAAAAUUGAGAGCUCCAGAAGAUAUUGCGUUUGCAGUUGCACUUUUUAUAGCAAGGAAGAAAGGUAGCUUUGUGAGCUACUACAUGUACCAUGGAGGGACAAACUUUGGGAGGUUUGCUGCUUCAUAUGUAACAACAAGCUACUAUGAUGGAGCUCCUCUUGAUGAAUAUGGUCUAAUAUGGCAACCUACAUGGGGUCAUCUUAGAGAAUUGCAUUGUGCAGUAAAGCAAUCAUCAGAACCAUUACUAUUUGGGAGCUACUCCAAUUUUUCAUUAGGCCAACAACAAGAGGCACAUGUUUUUGAAACAGAUUUCAAGUGUGUGGCUUUUCUAGUAAACUUCGAUCAGCAUAACACACCAAAGGUAGAAUUCCGUAAUAUAUCUCUGGAGCUGGCCCCUAAGUCCAUCAGUGUUCUCUCAGAUUGCAGAAAUGUAGUUUUUGAAACAGCCAAGGUGAGUGAUCUACUAAGGAAUAUACUCUGUUUUUUAAUUACAUGUAAAUACAAACACAUCCCCUCAUGUUCAUUUAUUUAUUUGUUUUCAUCACAGGUAAAUGCUCAGCAUGGUUCAAGAACAGCUAAUGCAGUACAGUCUCUCAAUGACAUUAAUAAUUGGAAGGCAUUCAUAGAGCCAGUUCCUCAAGACUUGAGCAAGUCUACGUACACUGGAAACCAACUAUUUGAACAGCUCACAACAACUAAAGAUGAGACAGAUUAUCUCUGGUACAUUGUCAGCUACAAAAAUAGAGCAAGUGAUGGCAACCAGAUUGCCCAUCUCUAUGUCAAGUCACUAGCACAUAUAUUGCAUGCUUUUGUCAACAAUGAAUAUGUAGGGAGUGUACACGGCAGUCAUGAUGGACCUCGCAAUAUAGUGCUCAACACGCACAUGUCUCUUAAGGAAGGAGAUAACACCAUAUCAUUGCUUAGUGUAAUGGUUGGAUCACCGGAUUCUGGCGCCUACAUGGAAAGAAGAACAUUUGGGAUUCAGACAGUGGGUAUACAGCAGGGACAACAGCCAAUGCAUCUCCUCAACAACGACCUAUGGGGAUACCAAGUUGGCUUAUUUGGAGAAAAGGAUAGUAUCUACACGCAAGAAGGAACAAACAGUGUUCGAUGGAUGGAUAUCAACAAUUUGAUAUAUCAUCCGCUUACUUGGUAUAAGACAACCUUUUCCACACCACCGGGCAAUGAUGCAGUGACACUAAACCUUACUAGCAUGGGAAAGGGCGAAGUAUGGGUCAAUGGAGAGAGCAUCGGACGGUAUUGGGUCUCCUUCAAGGCUCCAAGUGGGCAGCCCUCUCAAUCACUAUAUCACAUACCACGAGGCUUCCUGACACCUAAAGACAAUCUCCUCGUCCUUGUUGAGGAAAUGGGAGGCGACCCGCUACAGAUUACCGUGAAUACAAUGUCUGUCACAACAGUAUGUGGAAAUGUCGAUGAGUUCUCCGUCCCCCCUCUCCAGUCUAGAGGAAAGGUUCCAAAAGUGCGAAUCUGGUGCCAGGGAGGCAAUCGUAUCUCAUCAAUUGAGUUCGCAAGUUACGGGAACCCCGUGGGAGACUGCCGAAGCUUUAGAAUUGGAAGUUGCCAUGCAGAAUCAUCAGAAUCCGUCGUAAAGCAGUCUUGCAUAGGCAGGAGGGGAUGUUCUAUUCCCGUAAUGGCAGCCAAGUUUGGAGGUGACCCGUGCCCCGGGAUCCAAAAAAGUCUUCUAGUUGUGGCGGAUUGCAGGUGAUGCAACACAGGAAACUAAUCAUGGGGAAUCGCAAUAUCAAUAUAGGAGAAGCAAAAUCAAAAUAAGCAAUCCUACUAUUCUUGAUCAAGCUGGGAAUAAAAUUGAGGCGUAAUCGCCUCUCAUGUAAAUUCUUCUGUAAAUUGAUUGUAUGUGAAAUAUAAGUACCAUUAUUUUCAAGAGCAGUUCUGUGCGAUACCUUCGUUCAGA
This is a messenger RNA of Oryza sativa Japonica Group (Japanese rice), 3932 nucleotides long. Lineage: Eukaryota; Viridiplantae; Streptophyta; Magnoliopsida; Poales; Poaceae. The record is from RefSeq and is a predicted model, not a curated record.